Molecule: messenger RNA, 3820 nt
Organism: Branchiostoma floridae (Florida lancelet)
Lineage: Eukaryota; Metazoa; Chordata; Leptocardii; Amphioxiformes; Branchiostomatidae
Product: mitochondrial sodium/calcium exchanger protein-like
Exons: 17
Coding region: 306-2282 (658 amino acids)
Biological process (GO): intracellular calcium ion homeostasis; calcium export from the mitochondrion
Cellular component (GO): membrane
Molecular function (GO): calcium:sodium antiporter activity
Source: RefSeq, a predicted model, not a curated record
CAUACAUCUACAAGGAACAAAUUUAUUUACCAGACACGGACGACAUCUAGCGAUACAUAUCAAAACUGCAAGUAUCAGUUCUUACUUCCGGGUUGAAUCUCGUGGGCGGAAAACAGUCUCCAGUGCAAACUUUGACCCCCGGUGCAUCAGUACAGCUGUACAAUUGCAGUCUCGUGAUCUUGACAACUUCUGCCCGUAGGUGUGUAGUAGGUGUUCCCCAGCUUUAGACGGUUUGGGCCUUAGUCAAGUAGAGUUUUAUAGUGACAUGACAAGACUUGACGCCUGGGGAACGUCAUAUUGUCACGAUGGGAGCACAGCUUCUACUGAACACAACUUUGCGACAGACACUAGCCGGGGUGGCGGCGCUGAUUCCAACAACAGAACCGGAUUCAGGCGAGGUUGAGUGCCGUGACUACCACAAGUUGAACUCCAGUAGUCUACAGUGUGAGUUCAUCAGGAACACAUCAGACUGUGGAAUAGAUGAAGGUUUCAUCAACUACCUACUCUUCCCCUACUGCUCUCUGCCAAACCUGGUACCACUGGCUAUGGUCAUACUGUUCCUGUGGUUAAUGGUACUGUUUGUACUACUGGGUGUAACAGCAGACGACUAUUUUUGCUCAGCCCUGAAGGUGAUCUCCGACACUCUGAAACUCAGCCAGAACAUCGCUGGCGUGACUAUUCUUGCCUUUGGAAAUGGAGCUCCCGACAUCUUCAGCGCAGUUGCAGCUAUCACUAACAAUAAUGGUGUGAAUGCUGGGCUUGCCAUCGGAGCCUUAUUUGGUGCUGGCGUGUUUGUGACCACAGUCGUCGUCGGGGCAGUUGCAAUCUUGACGCCGUUUGAGAUGAUGCAGCGCCCGUUCCUCCGCGAUGUCGUGUUCUACCUUGCCGCGGCGUUCUGGACGUGGUGCGUCCUGUGGUACAAGAACAUUAAUCUACCUCAGGCUAUAGGUUUCAUUGGUCUGUAUGUGGUAUAUGUGUUGGUUGUCCUAAUUGGCCGAAAAAUAAGGCAAUCACGUCUCAAGGCAUCUCAGAGCCAAUCAACAAUGCCAACAGAUUUUAGCAACAACUACAGUGUAAACGGGACAGUGGCAGAUGAUCCAGAUGAGGAGUACCUGACCUUCAGACAACCUUCAGGGAAACAUGUCCACCCGAGAAGGGCCGUCAAAGCAGAUGAUUCAGAAAUACCGGUAGUCAGUGAUGAUAACAAUUGCAGCAUCCAAUCACAGAGUUUCAGAGCUGGUAUUCUUGCAGGAACAUUACAGGUAACAGAAGGGGUGACAGUUGGACCAUUGCUGGGGGGACAGGCUGGAGCCAAUCCCACCCUACAGCCUCAGACUAGUGUGGACCUGAGUAGGAACUCCUUCAGCACUUCAGGAGAAAGAAUGCCUCUCCUUGGCAGCAUCAAAGAGGAGAAUAUUGGGAGUGGUGGUUUAUCAGGACUGGGUGCAGAACUAUGGGAGGGGCUGAACCCCAUUGACACAGCAGGGUGGCGCAACAAGGGCACGUUCGGCAAGGGGUACGAAAUCUUCAAGGCCCCCAUUCAGCUGGUGUUGAACCUGACUGUGUCUAUUGUGGACUUUGAAGAGGAUAACCACAACUGGAACCGCCCUCUCAACUGUCUUCACUGUAUCACUGGACCCCUCUUUGUUGUGUUUGCCAUCAAUAAUGGUUUUGAUAAGAUUGGAGGUGUGAUGCCAGUGUGGGCAGUGGUACUGAUGUGUGGAGCACUGCUGGCUGUUGUUGUCUUCUGCACCUCCAACAGUGAAAACUACCCCAUCUACCACUGGGCUUUUGGCUACCUUGCUUUUGUCGUGUCUGUGGUCUGGAUCUACGCCACGGCUAACGAGAUCGUGAACCUGCUGCAGGCGUUCGGCCUCGUCUUCAACAUCAGUGAUGCCAUCCUGGGGCUGACCCUGCUGGCAUGGGGGAACAGUAUUGGAGACUUGGUAGCAGACACUGCCAUGGCCAGGCAGGGUUUCCCGAGGAUGGGAGUAUCAGCCUGCUUCGGUGGACCACUCUUCAACAUGCUGAUGGGCAUUGGUAUCUCCUGCACUAUAGCAACCAUCAAGAGUAGGGACCAUUGGAACUUCCCGCUGAACCGCACGUUACUCCAGUCCGUCUUAGCGGGAUCACUGGGGUUCAGCCUCCUUUCCUCGCUCAUCCUCAUCCCAGCUUCCAAGUUCAAGGUGGGGAGAUGGUACGGCAUCUACCUGAUCGUAGUGUACAUCGCAUUCCUGGGGCUAGCUCUUGCAACGGAGUUUGGGACCUUUGGAGACAUAUAAGUCUGGUGUAGAUAUAGGGUUCAAAUACAGCAAAACACAGGAAUGACAAUAAUUAAGAAUUACAAAGAAAGAAGUAUGUUCAUGAAAAUAGGGAGUAUUUGUAGAAGAACUGGUACCAAAGAGAAUUACAAACUUAAGCUAAGGGCACAACCCGGCAUACGUGCAAUUUGUCCGUACGUUUUUUUGGGGAGGCCACGUCCGCUACGUAUUUCUGAAAACGUUCAGGCUGUACAGGGCAGGCGCGUUGCCUGUACUGGCAGUUACGGGGGGCAAACCUGCAGCCCAAUGGCACACAAAGUUUUGCCUACACGUAAAGUUCUACGGCGUGUCUGCUUGCUCCAAAAUCCGUCGGAUUCCCUACAGAUACCAAAAGAUUGCCCACGUUUUGGCACGUAGACAGCACGUAUUUGCAUGUACGGGGGGGUUGUGCCCUUAGCUUUAACAAAGUAGUGAAAUCACAUUUUGAAUUUAGCAAAAUCUUCAAGAAAAAAGAUUGUAACAGAAGCUUCACCUACAUACUUAUGAAUAGUAGGCUGUCCCAAAAUGCUUAAGUUUUGCCUUUAGAAUCAUGCAAUAUAUAUGAAUGUUGUACAUUCAGAGUUCAGGAGAAAUUAAGAAAUAAAAGAAGAAUGUCACCUGUUUUUCUAUAUUUCAAUGGAAUCCAUUGGUUGACAUUUCCUUUCUAUAUUUAGAUUGAAAAUAAUUCCCUAAUAACUUUUUGAGAGCAACAAUUGAAAGUGUUUGAGACCAACAGGUAACAUUUCGUGUUAAUUUCAUGCACAACUUUCUUGUACAUGUAUAUGACUUUUUUUUGUAACGUUACGUUUUGUAACAAUAAGUGGUGAAGGUUUUGAAGUGCAAUCAGGAUUUGAGACUUUUAUUUGUUACAAUCAAGUUUGUAUAUUUUGAGAUUCUAGUAAAUAAUGGCAGCUUUCUUGAAUGUUGAAGAUGUCUGGCAUUGAUAUGUGGAAGUCUGUAGGACUUCUACAACAACAUAUAACGUGGAAAUAAAUAAAAUAUUCACUUCAAUGUCAGGGUAAACAUUAUUUAGCCCCUAUCCAUAUAAAAUAUUUAUUUCCAUUUUGUCAUGCUUUUGUAAAAAUCCAUGUCUUCAAAAGCUGAUUCUGAGUACUUUUUGAUACAUUCUUUGAAAUGAAUUAUCACUUUAAGUCCAAUAUGAAUGCUGCAACUGUCUUCUGUUUUUGUACGUGUAUUACAAGCAAAAUAUAAAAUGUAUAUUUUCAAAACUGCAAUAUGCAGGGCGCACAAUCUUGCCACAUUUAAGUGUUAAGUAUUCCAAAUACUGUGCAAGGAUGGGAAGUCAUUAUCAGUGAAUUAACAUAAACACAAUCCAAACAUGUAUGAAGUAAGAGGCAAUUGCUUCAGUCUGUGUUUAUGGACAUGUGAUGUUUGUCAUCAAUGUGAUCAAUAAUGUAAUACAGUACUUAUAAUUAUUAAACACUAUUUCGUUUGAACAUUUACAAUGACAAGGUAACUAUCAAUUGAUAAUAAUAAAAGUUGGCAGAUUGAUAACUUGA